Aplosporella prunicola CBS 121167 is the source of this 1329-nucleotide messenger RNA. RefSeq lists its product as uncharacterized. The record is from RefSeq and is a predicted model, not a curated record. Bases 1 to 1329 code for a protein of 442 amino acids. The transcript has 2 exons. Lineage: Eukaryota; Fungi; Ascomycota; Dothideomycetes; Botryosphaeriales; Aplosporellaceae.
AUGAGUGGACAGGACGUAGACUACAGCACACUUGAGGUAGAUAGGAGGGCGCCUCUGCCUGAGGUAGACAGAACGUCCAAUCUACCUGAGGUGAAGCCAGGCGACGACCCAGAGGCGCUUCCUCAGCCAGCCGAAAGGGACCUACCAGAAGCGAUCCAUGUCGAUAAUCAGCAAGAGAAGACCUACUGUGGAUUCCAGAGAAAGACUAUAGCGAUCACACUUCUUCUGGCCAUUCUCGUCGCCAUUGGUAUAGGCGUUGGUGUCGGAGUGGGUGUGACCAGGAACAGAGACUCGAACAAAGACUCGAGCAACAAUACUGCGGCUAAUCAACAUGGAAUUCUUCCCAACUCUAGCCUUGCAGCCGCAAACUACACCGAUACAAGCGGCAUAGAGCAUGCACAAGUCUUUUUCCAGGACAAGUCGUCGCAGAUUUACAUGGCGGAUCGAAGUAUUCCCAGCAACGAAUGGGCGCUUUCAUCUGUUAAAGCCCAAGGAAAUGCGAGCCAUCCAAAGCUUGGGACACCGAUUGCAGCAUACAACUUCUACUGGGCCACUACUGGAAACACCGACAACCAAACCGACUUUCAUUGCAUGUUCAUGGAUAACAGCAGUACCAUCAGCGGAGUUUUUUCCAGUAACCAAAGCCUCGACUGGCAAACAGAUGGGAAACUUUCCCCUGGAUACAAUGCCAAUCCGAAUGGAAGAAUGCUCGCCACAUACAUUCGCCAAUGCACUGCGGACACAUGCAUUACCCUUGAUUUAUUCGCCUUCCUGGACGAGGAGAACAGUUUCAAAAUCAGACAACCUUUCAAAUCCAUCACCAGCGUUGUCGAUGUUGCGACAAUAACGGUGGAUCCAAAUACAGUGGUCGCUUUUCUACCCGUGCCACAGGUUACUGCGAUAAACGAUACCGACUUACACCUAGCCAUGUAUUUCCGCAACACGGGUGGAAGUUUGGUUGAGUUGUACAAGGACAGCGAGGGAGAGUGGUACAAGACUAAGAUGAGAUCGGAUUUACCACUUGACAGCGGCUGCAACAUUGCGGCAUCGUCCAAACUUGACGACAACUUGCUGCUCAAUGUACAAGUCCUAUCCUCCAAGUCAUCUGGAGGCGUGAGGAUGGCUUUUUUAAACGGCACAGCAUGGAACUCUGUCGGUUCUGUCCAAGGAAUGGAGAAUGUUUUGCCGCUCUCGCCGAUCAGUGCUACACAGACUGGUAAGGUAUUUGCAUUCGAAGAGGGCCCUGCGAUUGUAGAAUGGGCCCGAGUGGAUGGCUCGCCUCCAAGCUUUGAUCGUGUGGGGGUUAUCAACACGACAAUCACGGACUGA